Paraglomus brasilianum is the source of this 1083-nucleotide messenger RNA. Lineage: Eukaryota; Fungi; Glomeromycota; Glomeromycetes; Paraglomerales; Paraglomeraceae. The record is from the annotation of a GenBank genome assembly.
AUGUCUACCGAAGCUCAAGCAAUGCCCGAUCCAUCCCUAAUUUUCGGUAUGAACCUAAUCAAAACACUCAACAACGGCGCACUAUGUCUAAUGAUAUCCAUUGGCCAUCGCACUGGACUCUUUGAUACGCUUGCAACAUUCUAUCCAGAAUACGUCUCUUCGCAAACACUUGCCGAAAAAGCCAAUCUCAACGAACGCUACGUCAGGGAAUGGUUAGGAGGCAUGGUAGUUGGAGAAAUCAUCGAAUACGACAGUGAAUUAAAGAGUUAUAGACUCCCUCAAGAACAUGCCUUAUUAUUGACCAGAGCCGCUGUAGGCAAGAACAUGGCUAUCUUGUCCGAAUGGGUUUCAAGCCUUGCAUGCUUUGAAGACGGUGUUUUGGAAUGCUUUAGAAAUGGUGGUGGAUUGCAUAAUGAAACUUUCUAUCGAAUCCAUGAAAUAAUCGCCGAGAGAACCGAGUUGAUUGCUCCUGAAUUGCAUUCCACCAUUCUUCCUUGUAUUCCCGGAUUACUUGAUUCGCUUGAGAAAGGAUGUAAAGCACUUGAUAUUGGCUGUGGACGGGGCUUUGUUAUUCUUGAUUUUGCAAAACGGUUUCCGAAUAGCACGUUCUACGGAUAUGAUAUUUUACCUAAAUUGGUAGCCGAUGCCAAUGCCGAUGUAGCGUCUUCUGGUCUUACGAAUGUUUCUUUUCGCGUGCAAGAUGUUUCAAAGAUUGAGGAAGUCAAUGAAUACGACGUUAUUAUUUGUAUGGAAAGUAUUCAUGUUCUAGUCGACCCGAUAAAUGCAUUGAAAUGUGUUCAUCGUGCUUUAAAGGAGAAUGGCGUGUUUGCACUGUUGCAAGUCAAUGCAUCGAGUGAGCUUGAGAACAAUAAGACUCUUGCCUUUGGUCCUGCAUUGUAUUCUAUAAGCGCUAUACAUACUCUGAGCGUCUCUUUGGCAGAAGGUGGAAUGGGUCUGGGAGCUUGUUGGGGAAACGAAAGUACUUUGAAGACAUUAAAGGAUGUGGGUUUCAAUAAGACCGACGUUAUUCAGUUACCGAAUGAAUUACUUCCUCGUUGGUUUGUCAGUAGAAAGCAAAAUUAA